AUGACAAACAAUUUGAUCAGGCAAUAUUAUUAUUAUUAUUUUCUUAUUAUUAUCUCAUGUUAUAUAGUUCCAUUGAUUAAUGCUGAUAAUAUUACUGACUAUCAUUCCAAUGAAACAGUCAUAGAAUUUAAUACAACUUUAAGUAGUUUAGCAACAAUAGAUAAUGUUUCGGAUGAUGAUAUUUUAAUUAAUAAUAAUAAUAAUACUACCAACAGCAACAUCAAUAAUAAUAAUUCAACAUCUGUAACAUUUAUUAAUUCGACUUUAGUUUCAACAUCCGUUCCAUUAGCAACAACUGAUGAUGAUGAUGUAACUGAAUCGGAUACAACUCUCAAUGAAAUAAAUGAAUUAACAACAAUGUUAAUAAAACUUUCAACGAAAAAGCAUGAAGAACAAACUACAUAUGUUUCUGUUACAUCUUGUGAAGUAUCGAAAUAUGGUUGUUGUACAGAUGGAGUGACAGAACGAACUGGCCCAAAUAAUGAAGGUUGUAAUGAUAAUAUGACAAUUUCAAAUAGUACAAUGGAAUCUCUCAAUGAAACAGAUUUUGUUAGUACAUCUGCGAAUGAUAAUAUGACAAUAACAACAGAAACAAGUGAUACUUUAUUUGAAACUUCAACAGAAAAUAUAACCUUAAAUACAAAUGAAACUAAUUUUGCUCAAGCUGAUCUUGUUAAUAAUACUAGCGUAGAUUUGGAUAAUGCUACUAGUGUUAUUUUGGAUAAUAUUACUACAGUUGUUUCGGAUGAUACUACUACUACUGCUACCAACACUACUGCUACCAAUACUAAUACUACUACUGUUAAUACUACUGCAGUUCCUUUUGAUAAGCUUACGACAGAAAUAUUCGAAAGUAGUACAACAGAAUUUAUUGAAACUACUACUGAAACUGUUACAACUACAUUACAAUCUACUUUAUGUGCUGAUAGUGAAUUUGAAUGUUGUCCAGAUGGAGAAACACGAGCACAAGGACCACACUUUAAAGGAUGUAAUACAACAGAGACAUAUAGUAUACCAAUACCAACAAAACCUAUUUUAGAAACUAUUUGUGAAUUGGAAAAAGAUGCUGGUAGUUGUAGUAAAUAUGUUAAUAUGUGGGCAUAUGAUCGUCAGCAAGGUAAAUGUAUUCGAUUUUGGUAUGGAAGUUGUGAAGGAAAUGCAAAUCGCUUUGAAACCGAACAACAAUGUCAAGAAACAUGUGUUAGUCCAAAAGGAAUUGAAGUAUGUUUAUUACCAAAAAUGACGGGACCCUGUCAAUCAGCUAGUAUUCGUUAUUAUUACGAUCGAGAAAAAAAAGAAUGUCAAGAAUUUCGUUAUGGUGGUUGUAAUGGAAAUGCGAAUAAUUAUCCAACAGUAGAAAAAUGUCAAUCAACAUGUGUAAAAGAAACUAUCGAUCAAUGUACACAAUCUGUUGAAGUUGGACCAUGUAAAGGAGAAUAUUCUCGAUUUUAUUAUGAUACAGUAACAGGACAAUGUCGAUCAUUUGUAUAUGGUGGUUGUAAAAAGAAUAAAAAUAAUUUUGUUACAUUAAAAGAUUGUUUAAAUACAUGUGUAGAACCAAGACAAAAGGAUAUUUGUUUACAACCAAAAAUUAUUGGUACAUGUCAAGAACGUCGACCGACUUGGUAUUUUGAUAUCAAUGAACGUGAAUGUAAACUAUUUCAAUAUUCUGGUUGUAAAGGAAAUCAUAAUCGAUUUUCUACAAAAGAAGAAUGCGAUUUAUCAUGUUCAUCAUUAAAAACAUCGAAGACAUUCACUAAUGAUGUUAAAUCUAUUUGUAAUCUUGCAAUGGUACGUGGUAAUUGUGAUCAACAAAUUUCUCGUUGGCAUUUUAAUCCUACCGAUCAAUAUUGUCAUUCAUUUCAAUAUACUGGUUGUCAUGGUAAUGCUAAUUCAUUUGAAAGUGAACAAAAUUGUCGAGAUAUAUGUGAAGCAAAAGAAAAAGAUAUUUGUACGUUAGAAAAAGAUUCUGGUACAUGUGAUCAAUAUAAAAUUAUGUGGUAUUAUGAUUCCACAAGUCAACAAUGUAAAAAUUUUUAUUAUGGUUCAUGUGGUGGAAAUGCGAAUCGUUUUGGAACUGAACAAGAAUGUCAAAUAGGUUGUUUAAUUAAAACUGGAAAUUCAACUUGUUUACAACAAGUCGAUCAAGGUUAUGUUUGUAAUGAUACGAAAACAGCUCAAAAUGAAACAAUAAAUCCAAUAAUGAAAUUUUUCUAUGAUCAACAAACAAAACAAUGUACUUCAUUUCUAUAUCGUGGCUGCGGAGGAAAUGACAAUCGCUUCGAUGAAGAAAAACAAUGUAUUGACAAAUGUGUAGCCGAUGUAUCAUCAGUUAAUGAACAAGGUUGUGGAUCAAAUAUGAUUCGUUGUAAUAUUCAAUGUCGAUUUGGUUUUGAACGAGAUUCAAAUGGUUGUGAAAUAUGUCGUUGUUUUGAACCUUGUCAAAAACAACAAUGUCCAUCAGGUUAUGAAUGUAUUAUUAUUCCCGAACAAGUUCAAUGUAUACAAGCACCAUGUCCUGUUCCUAGAGUCGAAUGUCAACCAAUUAGUACUGAUCCAAUGGGUAAUGCAAAUGGAGGUAUUAAACCAUUAAUUGAAAACUCUAUUACAAAUAUAUUCUCACAAUUCGAUGCUAAUGUAACAAUUCCGUGUGUUCUACGUCAAGGUUUUCCAACACCAGUUAUAUAUUGGUAUAAAGAACGACAACAAUUACAAGUACAUGAAGCGAUGACUGGCGGUAUUAUAGUACGAAAAAUUGAACGAUUACCAGAUCAAUCAUUAUUAAUAAGAAAAGUAACACUUGAAGAUCAAGGUCUAUAUACAUGUCGAGCAAUAAAUGAUUUUGGACAAGAUAUAAAAGAUGUUCAACUUGAAAUAUUCGAUUCAAUUAAAGUUGAUAUUUAUCCCAUCAAUCGAAUAUAUCAACUUGGUUUUACUGCUAAACUUCAAUGUCGUGCUACAGGUUAUCCAUUACCACGUAUUAUUUGGAUGCGUGAUAAUACCCCAUUAGUUAAUUCAACUCGUACAACAAUUCAAAAUGAUGGUUCAUUAAUUAUUCAUCCAUAUAAACGAGAAGAUGCUGGUCCUUAUGUAUGCAAUGCAACAAAUAAAAAAGAAAGUGUAACACAAGUUGCAUAUUUAGAAGUGAAAGAAACUCAUAUUGAACCAACAUGUGAAGAUCAACCAACAUUUGCUAAUUGUGAACUUGUUCUUCGACAUAAUUUUUGUGACGUAUACUUUGAUUAUUGUUGUCGUACAUGUUCUCAACAUGCUCAAUAUUCUCCCGAAAAAUCUUCGACUCCACGAAAUCGUCGACAUAUAUUUGUAAAAUAA
Molecule: messenger RNA, 3333 nt
Organism: Adineta steineri
Lineage: Eukaryota; Metazoa; Rotifera; Eurotatoria; Adinetida; Adinetidae
Source: the annotation of a GenBank genome assembly